GGUUGUGUGACGCACAAAACAAUUUAUCCACUGUUUAACAGCUGCAACAGUAGCGACAGAGUAGGCUAUGGCAGAGCCUAUGAUUUAAGCACGAUUUGACCGUGUUUUUGUAAUUACUCUCACUGCCAAAAGGUGAAGACAAAAGUCCCGCACUCCAGCUUUGAAACAUCUAAAUGCUGGAGGAAUGAACUCUCUUACUGAAUAGCUGAAGAGGCCCAGCAUAACUAUCCUUGGGAGGUCGUGUUCAAAGUCGAUAGUUAGUGACAACAUUUUUUCUUGCUCUUUCUCCAUUUCUUUUAGUAGCAAUAUGUUGAGCAUCAAGCAUUUUCCUCCUUUCAGUUAUGUUUUCAUGUCUUCCAUUGAGACAGAUAGUGGUACUCCAGAUAUGACUAUGGACAUAAGUACAUGGGUUUUUACUUUUUUACCAUCCAGGGUAUGCAUUUUCAGUACAGUGCUUUGCUCUUUAUUCACUGCGUGUACAAGUAUAUGCUUGUUGUCUAAGUACUUUGCAAACUUCACUAUGCCAACAUCUUUUUCUAGAGCUUCAGCCACUGUUAUGAGAUGGCAAUGUUCAUCAAUCACAAUUGCGACUUUCCAGUCAUUGUUUUGGUUUCCAGCUCUCAGGCUUGGAUGUGCCCAAGCUUUAUUAACCAUUUCAUCAGACUGUGCUCCUGAGCUGCUGAAAUUACCACUAUUUCCACUUUUCUUUUUCUUUCUUUUGAACACUUCUUUCUGCCACUGCGUACCUCCAUAAUGCUAACCUUCAUCCUCAACCCCAAAAGUCAUGAUUGUUACAUUCAUAAUACAGUUAGCCUAUCUGUAGUUUUCCACAUUGAAUGUCAAUGGUUAACCACUGCUCGAUCACUCCACCAGCCACUUCCCUUUUUGCCUGACUCCAUCUUUGUAGGCCAGGUCAGCCGCCUACAUUUCCCAGAAUUCCAAGCUUAUGUUUAUUUUGGACUGGACCUCUGCUGCUCCAGGAGCUGCCCUUACUGAGCCCUGUCCACCCGGCAGUCCAGCGUGUUUUUUUUUUUGUAGUAAUGCCCCCCCUUCACUCGUCACUUUCCUGCUUCAAAAUGAAUUACACGUUUGGCUGAAUCUGCGUGGUUAACGGAGAGGAAAGCGGUAACAUGAAAUGGAGAUCACACGGACCAGACCGUCCUUGUAUGGAGACAUCGCUCAUGGUCUUGGGUUCUGGACGGACCGAUCAGCUGUGCAUGAGGCGGCUGCACAGGGGAGGGCCCUUCAGCUGCAGCAGCUGAUCGAAGGUGGAGCGGCAGUUAACAUCGUUGCUGUCGACUCCAUCACUCCGCUGCAUGAGGCGUGCAUACAGGGACAAACCCAGUGCGUCAGACUGCUGCUGGAUGCUGGUGCACAGGUGGAUGCUCGUAACAUUGACGGCAGCACUCCGCUGUGUGAUGCCUGUGCAGCCGGGAGCCUAGACUGUGUGAAGCUGCUGCUGGAGUACGGAGCAACAGUCAAUCCUCCGCUGUUUACCUUCUCACCUCUUCAUGAGGCUUGCAUGGGAGGUAAUUCAGACUGUGUCCAGCUCAUGAUCGAUCAAGGAGCUUUCAUGGAAGCCCAUGACUGCCACUAUGGAACACCGCUCCAUGUCGCCUGUGCCAGGCAAUAUUAUGACUGCGCCAAAGUUCUCCUCAAUGCAGGGGCAAAUGUAAAUGCUGCCAAGCUACAUGAAACGGCACUUCAUCAUGCAGCCAAAACAAGAAACAUUGACUUGAUUGAGCUGCUUGUGGAGUUUGGGGGGAACGUGUAUGCCAGAGAUAAUCUGAACAAAAAACCUAUCCACUACACCAGUCUAGGAUCGUCGUCUUAUCUCUGCCUUAAGUUCUAUGAGGAUACCCCCCUCAGUCUGCAGCAGGUCAGCAGAGUGGCAUUGAGGAGGGCUCUCGGCACAAGAGCACUCGAAGUUGUUUCCAAGCUGGGUUUGCCCAACCGCAUCAUAGGUUUUCUUUCUUACAUACCACCUCCAGUUAUUGAAAUUUAAUCCUCUGUAACAAUCUUCAGAUGCAGCCUUUAGAAGGUAAAGUCUAGACCAGUCAUGUCUGUUGGCUCUGCGGUACUCUCUCCAGAAAGUCAUAUGACAGGAUGUGGAGGUUGGCAGAAGUACAGCAUAGAUGUAACGUCUGAACUGUGCCAGACCAGUAGGUUGUACAGAUUUCAUAACUUCAACAUUCAGACUGGUUACCCAAGCAAAUGACAAAUGGAUUCAUUUUCUCAUUCACUUAUAGAACGUUUUGACCAUUUGGGGGUGGAAAGAUGCCAAAACAAACUGGCAGAUACACUGUACAGCCCAGAUACACCAUCAGCUAUCCUAUUAGCAAACAACUGCUUACUUAGGCUGUGUUCAGACUGACUUGCUCUUUGUGAAAAAACAUAGCCCUGUCAUUCAUUUGAAAUGGGUGCAGUCCAGAGGCGCAUCAGGGGUGCCAAUGCAGGGGGCUCUAACAAAAAAUGCAGGAUCGUCCAGCAAAAAAAAAGAAAAGAAAAACCAGGCUCAACUUUUACUGUAAUGCAAUGUGACAUCAUCCGGCAAGGCGCUACGUUGUCACAUCACUACGCUGUACACAACAAACGCUGUUUUUCUACUGUUUACCUCACGUUUGUCAUGACGAAAGAUAAAGUAGUUGCUGCGUGAUAACUUUUCAGAGUUGUAAAAUCCUGUCUCUGACUAUUGUAAACCGCUGUGCAGCCUUUUGGUGUCUGAUUAGCCUUCAAGUUCACGGAUCUGUUACUCAAACUGGACCUUCUGGAUCGCAUUUUAUGCCCUGCGUUGUCUUAACUCUGUUUUCGGUCUGAAUUCCCUCUUAGACAUCCAGCAGAGAGAAAAACAAAAGAAUCAAAAUGCAGUUGUGUUUUCUGGCCACCAAUAUCUAGUUUUAGCUCUGGUUUGGUCCACCAACUCGUGGGAAUAUUUCCACCAGCCACUCAUUUACUUGACAAUUUGUUCUUGGCGGGUCGUUUGCAGUUGGUUGUUGUUUAUCUUGAGCUCAUUGGCAAGAAAAAAAGGUGAGACUUAAUCAAACAGCCUACGUGCCGGCCAGAAAACCAAGACCAAGUAAAAUACUGUAAAGGUUGCUUCCAUUUCGUAUUACAGAGUCAUUUGAGUCAGUGUUAUUGCAAAAAGAAUGGCUUAAUGGAGCUUGACUUGAACAAGAAACAAGAACAUGAACUUACCUUGAUCUUCUCACUAAGCUGUUGUAACUAAGCAUUUCAUCAUAGAUACUGUGUGUUAUUGACUUAGGAUUUUAUCAUUGUAUGUAUUUGUAUAUAUGCUGUGACUAUUUAUUUUUAAUGUAAAUUUGUAAAUAACACAGAUGGUUCUACCUCUAUUCAAUUUGUGUAAAUAAAUAGAACACUACAAGACUGUUUUAAAACCAA
Molecule: messenger RNA, 3399 nt
Organism: Thunnus maccoyii (southern bluefin tuna)
Lineage: Eukaryota; Metazoa; Chordata; Actinopteri; Scombriformes; Scombridae
Gene: asb13b
Product: ankyrin repeat and SOCS box containing 13b
Exons: 6
Coding region: 1136-2005 (289 amino acids)
Biological process (GO): protein ubiquitination; positive regulation of protein catabolic process
Molecular function (GO): protein binding
Source: RefSeq, a predicted model, not a curated record